AUUUCGAUGAUGCGGUACAAGUAGGUACUUCAAGUUAAGAAUGGUCCAGACAAAUAAAUAUUGCUUUAUUAAAGGAUGCAAUCGUCAGAAUUUUAUAAUACCAAAUUCAAGAACAAUAAGGUGAAACAAAGCAGUUGCUCCUAGAUACUGGACAAAAUAUUCUUAUCGGAUACGCAAAUAAUAUGUUUGGGGUUUCUUACAAGAUGAAGUUAUUAAGUUUAAAUCAGUCUAAGCCGUUACUGCUGAAAGGAAGGCCUUUCAAACUACCCAACAUCUCGAAAAUACGAUUCAACAUAUCCAAGGUUAUCGAUUCGCAGCAUCUGAUGGAGCCUCGAUCUAAAAGGGGUGUUAUCAACCUAUACAACAUGAUCAGCUGUGCAACAGGCUGCCGACCUUUGAUCUACAAGGGGUAUGGAUGUUACUGUGGUUUUCUGGGUUCUGGGUACCCAGUUGAUGGAAUUGAUAGAUGCUGCCAAUUGCACGAUUCCUGUUACGGGUGGGCUCAGUGCACCAUUCCAUUCAUGGACUACGUGUUACCGUAUUUUUGGCAAUGCAUUUACGAUCAACCAUAUUGUGCUAUAGACCACGAUAUUUUCGGUGGCCCAGAUUCAUGUGCCAGCAAACUGUGUGAAUGCGAUAGACAACUGUCACUCUGCUUGCAACAAUACCCUUGCCCCCAAGUACGGCCAUUCUGCACUUCAUCGCCAUUUAGGUUCUUUCAAAAUGCAAUUAUGAUGUUUGUAUGACACUUAGCUGAGAGCGUUAUUUGUAGUUCUAUGUUAUGUACUGAAUAAGGAAUAUAUAUAUAUAUAGGAAAGGUUAUAAUCCUAGUUAUGUGCAGGAAUAAUAGAAUAAAUUCUUGUGUUAAA
This is a messenger RNA of Acanthoscelides obtectus, 869 nucleotides long. NCBI's taxonomy places the organism in Eukaryota, Metazoa, Arthropoda, Insecta, Coleoptera, Chrysomelidae. The record is from the annotation of a GenBank genome assembly.